Molecule: messenger RNA, 876 nt
Organism: Megachile rotundata (alfalfa leafcutting bee)
Lineage: Eukaryota; Metazoa; Arthropoda; Insecta; Hymenoptera; Megachilidae
Source: RefSeq, a predicted model, not a curated record
AUGGCUAAUGAAGGUGCGAAUCCUCGAUUAGGUGAUGCGGGCGCGAGUUCAAGUGACGAAGUGAGUGUUGUGUCGCAAAAUUUGCGUAUCCCACAGUUUUGGCCGUUGAAGGUCGCAUUGUGGUUUAAAUUGUUAAAGGCUCACUUCACAUCCGCGCGCAUCACAAAGGACGAAACCAAAUUUAAUAUCACCAUCGCGAAUUUGGGUGAAAAGUAUAUUGAACAGGUCGAGGAUAUUGCUGUCGAUUCGCCAGAGUCAGGACAAUAUGAACUCUUAAAGAAAGAACUAAUGAAACGGUUAACCGAAUCGGACAGUACUCGUGUGCGGAAAUUACUCGAAGGCGAGGAAAUCGGUGAUCGCACACCGUCGCAGUUCUUCCGCGAUUUAAAAAAGCUCGGGACUUCGUCAGUGCCGGAUGAUUUUAUUGUGACACUGUGGAAAAAUCGGUUGCCCACGAACACUCAACGUGUGCUUGCAGCCGCGACGGAGACGAAUAUCACAGCGCUCACGGAAAUGGCGGACAGGAUCCACGAGAUUCGUCCGGAACGUGGACAUCUCGCGUCGGUAUCUCGUGAUAACGAGGUGAUGGAGCUUUGGGAAGAAAUUCAGAAGCUGCGUUUGCAAUUGAGCGAGGUGACGCAAAGACAAGGACGUCCUCGCAAACCACAGAGAAGACGCAGCGGAAGUGAAGCCGUAGCCGUGAUGGAAGUGCCAGCAGGCGUGGAUUAUGCAGGUAUCACUGGCAAUUUAAGACGCGGUCCACGAGAUGCCAAGCUCUAUGUUCCUGGGUACCACCGUCGGGAAACGAGGCGAGCCGUUGGUGAAUGCGGCACACUACGACGGUCCAGCGACCCGUCGCAUUUUUGUUACCGAUAA